CCACACUGAUAAAUUAGAAAGACUCGUGGAAAAGAACUGGGUUUUUAAGGAAAAAGCUUCUUCCUUUCUGUCGCAGUUAAUUGGGCUAUUGCUCUAAUCGCAAUUUUAGAAAAUAAACCCUGUUUCUGAAGUGGGUAUCCCUUUGCGAAGAAAAAAGGAAUUUCUUUUGCAGUCCUUAAUUUUUCUUUUGUGAGACAUAGAUGAUUCAACUGUUGUUCUACAGAAUUUCACACUUCCUUCUAUGAUUUGCUUACUCGGGGAUCUAUGAGCUUUGAAGCUAGCUGGUUGCUUAGAAGAUGUAUCAAUUGUGGAUCUUGCUUCUGUGUGCUGAGGGUGUGGUAGCAUUCCUUCUAUUGGUGGAGAUUGGGCCACUUAGAGAGCUUUUGAUUAAGUUUCUGGAUCUGCUCAAAACGGGAACAGGUCCUGUGAUUGUCUUGACAAUUGCUGGUUUCAUGUUUAUGAUAUUUGGGUCAAAUGUUAUGAGCAUUAUCAACAUCGGGAACAAGGGCACAAGGCUCGGCAGCACCUCACCCAUGGAUCAGGUUCUUUAUAGAACCCACUGGCUUGAUGCUUCAUACCUAGGUUUUAUCCUAUUUCUUGUAUUCAUAAUUGAUCGCGUGCACAGUUAUCUUAAAGAGCUUAUUGAGCUGAGGAGUAAUGAGGGAUCUUCGACAGAUGAACUUGAAAAUCUUCGGAAAAAGAACAUGCAGCUUAAGGAUAAGGAGGAGAAAACAUCCAAGGAAAUGAAGCAGUUGCAAGACGAAAUUUCUACUCUAUCAGAGUCUUUGAAGAAGCUUAAGUUGGAAUGCCAAGAGAAGGACCAGACGACUGAAACUGCUGAAGGCCAUGUCACCGCGCUUCAGAAACAAUUUGCAGAACUACUACUGGAAUAUGACCGCCUUUUGGAAGAAAAUCAAAAUCUUCAAACUCAAGGUCUAGGACACAGGAGUUGAGGAAAUCUUGGAAGAUCCCGACAAUACCUGCUCUGCGAAUAUUUUUGCUGAUUAUAUUGAUCAAACAUCACCUUUUUUUCCCGGAAUGAACAAUGGUCGAUAAUUUUUUAAGGAGUAGAAUGAUCAAGAAGGAGCAGGGGUUAGUAGUAGCUCCAUUUUGAUGCCUUGAGAAUUUUUUAAAAUUUUCUGGAAUCUAGGAUCUUUGGUAUUUCAAUCUUUGCUGUUUUGGUGUUUGAUAUCAACUUUCUUCCAGGUUUAUCCAAUUGAUACGGUAGUUUGUUAUGAACAUAUGUUUGUGUCAUUUGAAGGAAAAGUGAUAGAGCUUCCUUUCCUAGCC
Tripterygium wilfordii is the source of this 1290-nucleotide messenger RNA. RefSeq lists its product as uncharacterized. The coding region runs from base 297 to 953 and encodes 218 amino acids. Gene Ontology annotation, cellular component: endoplasmic reticulum; endoplasmic reticulum membrane. The transcript is spliced from 3 exons. Gene Ontology annotation, biological process: intracellular protein transport; endoplasmic reticulum to Golgi vesicle-mediated transport. NCBI's taxonomy places the organism in Eukaryota, Viridiplantae, Streptophyta, Magnoliopsida, Celastrales, Celastraceae. The record is from RefSeq and is a predicted model, not a curated record.